Peromyscus maniculatus bairdii (prairie deer mouse) is the source of this 1008-nucleotide messenger RNA. Its product is annotated as cathepsin Q-like. Gene Ontology annotation, molecular function: cysteine-type peptidase activity. NCBI's taxonomy places the organism in Eukaryota, Metazoa, Chordata, Mammalia, Rodentia, Cricetidae. The record is from RefSeq and is a predicted model, not a curated record. Gene Ontology annotation, biological process: proteolysis.
AUGACUUCUGCUGUAUUCCUGGUUAUCCUGUGCAUAGGAAUUAUGUCAGGUGCUUCAGCACAUGAUCCCAGUUUGGAUGCUGAAUGGGAGAAAUGGAAGAUGGAUUAUGAAAAAUCAUACAGCCUGGAGGAAGAAGCAAUGAGGAGAACAGUAUGGGAAAAAAACUUGAAAAUUAUUAAAGAUCACAAUGGGGAGAAUGGUCUGGGUAAGAAUGGCUACACCAUGGAAAUGAACGGCUUUGGUGACAUGACUGGUGAAGAAUUCAAGGACAUGAUGGUUAAUUUCCCCAUCCAACCUCACAACAAGAGGAAAAGCAUCUGGAAACGUGCUGUUGGUGAUGUUGGUUUACCCAAAUUUGUGGAUUGGCGAAAGAAAGGCUACAUGACUCCUGUGCGAAAUCAGGGUAAAUGCGGUUCAUGUUGGGCUUUUACUGUAGCUGGUGCCAUAGAAGGACAAAUGUACCACAAAACAGGCAAAGUCACCCCCCUGAGUGUGCAGAACCUAGUCGACUGUUCUAGACCUCAUGGCAAUAAUGGCUGUGCUUCGGGUAAUACAUACAAUGCCUUUCAGUAUGUCUUGCACAAUGGAGGUAUAGAGGCUGAGGCAACUUACCCAUAUGAAAGAAAAGAAUGGAAAUGCAGGUACCGUCCUGCACGUUCUGCUGCUAAAAUCAAAGCAUUUUUUGUCCUCCCAGAAGGUGAGGAUAUCCUAAUGGAUGCUGUAGCAAAUAAAGGGCCCAUUGCUGUUUCAAUUGAUGCUUUCCAUGAUUCAUUUCUGUUCUACAGGACAGGUAUUUAUCAUGAGCCAAACUGCAGCAGCUCUGUUGUGAAUCAUGCAGUUCUUGUGGUUGGCUAUGGACAUGAAGGAGAUGAAAUGGAUGGCAAUAAAUACUGGCUGAUAAAGAACAGCUGGGGUAAAAAAUGGGGCCUGAAGGGCUAUAUGAAACUUGCCAAAGACUGGAACAACCUCUGUCAAAUUUCUUCAUAUGCCCAAUACCCUAUUGUGUGA